Messenger RNA from Durusdinium trenchii, 1995 nucleotides. NCBI's taxonomy places the organism in Eukaryota, Dinophyceae, Suessiales, Symbiodiniaceae. The record is from the annotation of a GenBank genome assembly.
AUGCCACUCUCCGAUCUAUGGAGUCACAUUGAAUUGGACAAUGAGGUCCCUGCUGAUGAUGUGACUCAAAUGAGAAGAAGGUUGCAAACAGCUCCUGCCCGUGUAGCUAGUGCAAAUGCCAAGAGACGUAGCCGGGAAGUCGCUCAGUCAUGUCUAGAAACUCCGGAGCAGAGUCAUGGCGAAGGUGGUGAAUUUGCCCAGAGAUUGCAGAAGGAAUAUUUGACCCAAUCUUACCAACUACAGAACCAUUUCAUACAAAGCAGCAACCCUGAUAGCAGUCAGUUCACUGACGCCAGACAGCGGGUUUCCAGAGAACGGGCUAGAUGCAUUUGGAGUUUCAUGAAGCAAAUGCUGAAGACACUGACUGGGUUGUUUGAGAAUCAGAAUCAUGAUCGAGAUGUUGCCCAUCUUUGUUGCACGGUGAUCGCAGAUGAUACAAAUACAAAGCUACGAGAACAAACAUUUGAGAAAGCAGUGACUUUCACUGUGAUGAACACGGUACAGUCGGUCUUCCUCCGGUAUGGGCCUGGGAACCAAGAGAACCAUGACGAUGAACAUGCUUGGCAAGGCCUUUUUAUACCAAGCCCAAUGCAGUCAGUCAUUGUUAUCCGAGGAAUUCCGGUGGCAGAAUUUCCUCCAGAGAUGCAAGCUUGGCAGAAGAGGUCGCAGUGGUUUUGCCGAGAUUUUGUCAGCAAGAGCCGCAGAGCAAAGGAAUCACUUGAAGCACUUUUCAAGAUCAACAAGCAUCCACAGCAACAAACAGAUGAGGAGAGCAGGACCUUCAUCGACUCCCUCCUGUCAGACAAUCAUUCCUCAGAAGGCCUGCUCUCACAGGAUUUCCAAGCUCUUAUGUCUGAGUGCCUAGACCUGCAUGAGAACUAUGCUGCCCAGAACGGUUUGAGACGCAAGCUGGUGACACAGCAUUUGAGUGCAGAGAAUUUUGACAAGAGCGCGAACCUGAUUGACUCACUGAUCAACCCAAUGGAAUAUGCAGUGAAUUUUCUCAUUUCUCACACCAAGUCUUUGAAUGCUCUGACUUUUGUCGGGCAAGGUCAUCCCAAAAAGGAAGAGUUGAUGAGAGACACACAAAGCAAAUUCCUGAAAGUGAUUUCAGGCAGACUGGCAGACGAGCUGAUCCAACGUUACAUUAUGUUUUUGGACACUGGCCUGAAGGAAGCUGAGGAAAUGGGACUGGCGCCAGAUGGGUCACUGCUGAAUACAGCCUUUGCAAUGGCAUUGGUUUGUAUGGCAGACAUCCACAGAAGGCUCAAAAUGGAGUUCCGGGUUCCUCCUUUCACGCUAUUUCACUGGAUGGAUCUCACCACAGAUGAUUUUGUCCGAUCGUUUUCUCAGCUUGAAGCCAAAUUUCGCAGCUGCCCUCAUUGCCUGGACCUCGCUCUAUCCUCCGCCCUGAUGAAGGAGUUUGCUGGUCUUGAGAAUCAAAGUCUUGAAAGCCAAAGAUCAGCCCACUGUGAAAUAUCAGCAUUGCUCAAAGACAUCAGCACAUUCAGUGCAAUCACGUCUGAUUUGGAAGCCCGUCAACUUCGCAGUCAUACUACCAGAGAGUCAGAAAGGGAGAGGAAUCAGCGGCUUCAGAAAGCCCGAACACGGAAAAUUAGAAGACUCAGCGCCUUCAAUGUCUUCCAAAGGGAAUCAAUGAAGGAUAAAUCAUUCAAGAAGGAUGAGUACAAGACUUUCAUGAAAGAGCUGAGUGCAACGUGGCGAAGCAUGCCUCAGGAAAAGAAGGAUGAGUUCCAAGUCCAAGCUGAUCACCAGCAAGGCCUUCUAGACAGUUUGGAGUCACAGCCACUCCCACUCGAGGGCAAAGCGUGCGAGGAUGAGAGUGGGGGUGGUGAUACUGUGUGGCGCAAUGCGAGCAAGAAGCGCUCAGCUCGUCGGCUUGAAGUCAACAAGGGAAACUUUAGGCAGCAUUCUGUGUGGGACUUGCCAACGCAGUAUGGAGACUGUGACCUGACAGCAUGCAUUUGCAUGUGA